UGCAGCGCUAUAUAAGGCAGAACAGAGCCAUCGUCCGUGGUCUCAGAAAACCGAAGGACCCAGGGUACAAAAGCAGGAGCGCGCGGCUGAGCAGUGGUGACCUCAUCAUGACCAAGCUUACUCUCCUCGCAGGCCUUUGCCUGGUGAUGUGCCAGAUGGGCACCGCCAUGGACAUGAUCUGCUACUUCACCAACUGGUCCCAGUACCGACCCGGGACGGGGAAGUACAUGCCGGCCAACGUGGACCCGUUCCUGUGCACCCACCUGAUCUACGCCUUCUCCAUCGUCAACUACGCCAACGAGCUGGUGACCUACGAGUGGAACGACGAGGCCCUCUACAAGGACUUCAACGCCCUGAAGACCAAAAACCCCAGCCUAAAGACCCUUCUGGCCGUUGGCGGGUGGAACUUCGGUACAAGCCAGUUCACCAUCAUGGUGUCCUCAGCAGCCAACAGGCAGACGUUCAUCCAGUCCUCCAUCAAGUUCCUGCGGACGCACGGCUUCGACGGGCUGGACCUGGACUGGGAGUACCCCGGAGCUCGAGGGAGCCCCCCAGAGGACAAGCAGAGGUUCACGCUGCUGUGCAAGGAGCUGUUAGCGGCCUAUGAGGCGGAGGGAACGGCAACGGGGCGCCCGAGGCUGAUGCUCACCGCCGCAGUGGCUGCUGGGAAGGCGACCAUCGACGCCGGUUACGAAAUCGCCGAGAUCUCCAAAUACCUGGACUUCAUCAACGUGAUGACCUACGACUUCAACGGCGCCUGGCAGACCUUCACCGGGCACAACAGCCCCCUGUACCGCGGGGCCCAGGAGCAAGGAGAGCUCAUCUACUUCAACACCGACUACGCCAUGACGUACUGGCGGGACCAGGGUGCGCCGGUGGAGAAGCUGAGGAUGGGCUUCGCCACGUACGGCCGCACCUUCCGCUUGACGUCCCGGGACACCGGCGUGGGGGCGUCCUCGAGCGGCCCGGCGUCGGCCGGCACCUACACCCGGGAGGCCGGCUUCUGGUCCUACUACGAGAUCUGCACCUUCCUCCAAGGAACCACCGUGCAGUGGAUUCAGGACCAGAAGGUUCCGUACGCUGCCAAAGCCAACGAGUGGGUGGGCUUCGACACGCAGGAGAGCUACGAGACCAAGGUGCGCUACCUGAAAGAUAAGAAGUUUGGAGGGGCGUUUGUCUGGGCUCUGGACCUGGAUGAUUUCACCGGGCAGUUCUGCGGGCAGGGGACAUACCCUCUCAUGGGCCACCUGCACAAGCUGCUCAAUAUCGAACUGCCGCCACUGCCCCCCACCACCACCCUCCCCCCGGGAGCGACAACCACAACCAAGGCCACGCCUCCCACCACCACGACAACCACCACCACCUCGACGGCGCCCCCUGGCAGCGGCUUCUGCUCCGGCAGGCCCGACGGGUUGUACCCGGUCCAGACCAACCGCAACGCGUUCUACCAGUGCGCCCACGGCAGAACCUGGGUCCAGAACUGCAGCCCCGGCACCGUCUUCAGCGACCAAUGCAAGUGCUGCACGUGGCCUUAG
Messenger RNA from Anguilla anguilla (European eel), 1535 nucleotides. Its product is annotated as acidic mammalian chitinase-like. The record is from RefSeq and is a predicted model, not a curated record. Gene Ontology annotation, molecular function: chitin binding; chitinase activity. The transcript has 12 exons. The coding region runs from base 108 to 1535 and encodes 475 amino acids. Lineage: Eukaryota; Metazoa; Chordata; Actinopteri; Anguilliformes; Anguillidae. Gene Ontology annotation, biological process: carbohydrate metabolic process; chitin catabolic process. Gene Ontology annotation, cellular component: extracellular region.